UGCCCUCUGGAAGGCAUGUGCAGAGCUGUUCCCAGUACUGUUCCCAGGACUCAGACGAAACCUUGUACCUGUUCAUAUGCACCACAUGGAAAAACUUCAUUUGUUGUUGACGAAGUGAGCAACAUUGUAAAAGAGGCUAUAGAGAGCGCCAUUGGUGGCAACGCCUAUCAGCACAGCAAAGUGAAUCAAUGGACCACGAAUGUAGUAGAACAAACUUUAAGCCAACUCACCAAGCUGGGAAAACCAUUUAAAUACAUUGUGACCUGUGUAAUUAUGCAGAAGAAUGGAGCAGGAUUACACACGGCAAGUUCAUGCUUCUGGGACAGCUCUACUGACGGGAGCUGCACGGUGCGAUGGGAGAACAAGACCAUGUACUGCAUCGUCAGCACCUUCGGGCUGUCCAUCUGACCCCUGCCCCUGCCCCGUGACCACUCUGCUCUCCUGUCUCAGCGUCUGCGCCGUCUUUCACCGCCAGCUGUGAUGUCAGUGUGGAACACCUUUCCUGUUCUAAGUGUUCUUUGUGGCACUCUCAGAAUGUAGAGAAAGUCCCCAGAUGACAGCACUGUUCUAGGAACUGCACACCCCAGGCCGGAGGGACCGUUCGCCAUCGGCAGUCCCAGGCCUGUGUCUUAACUCUGAAUAUUUCUGCUCAAAGGUGCUAAAAUCGGAAACCUGCUAGUGUGAAUCUUUCUCUACUCUCUGAAGUGAUUCAGGUACACUAAUUUUCCAUACUUUGUACUUUUGUUAGAAUAAUAAAUUAUUCCAAUUUAAA
Pteropus alecto (black flying fox) is the source of this 772-nucleotide messenger RNA. RefSeq names its product dynein light chain Tctex-type 1 (gene DYNLT1). Gene Ontology annotation, molecular function: dynein intermediate chain binding. Lineage: Eukaryota; Metazoa; Chordata; Mammalia; Chiroptera; Pteropodidae. Gene Ontology annotation, cellular component: cytoplasmic dynein complex; cytoplasm. Gene Ontology annotation, biological process: microtubule-based movement. The coding region runs from base 16 to 408 and encodes 130 amino acids. The transcript is spliced from 5 exons. The record is from RefSeq and is a predicted model, not a curated record.